AUGUCGGGAGGUUCCAUUGUCGUGGAUCAACAUGGCCCAACAGUCCAAGCAUCAUUAAGUGGCGACGGCUCUGCGUUCGAGUCUAAGAAACACAAAGAAACACACAGUGUGGUCUCGUACGCCGAGACACCACACUCACCGUCGCAGAGCGAGGCAUCUCACUCCAACGAACAUGGCCCCCUCGAGAGGAUACCGACUGCUCGAGACGAGCUCCCAGACACCGUCCAGGCCGAACGGACUGCGACCGAUGCUGGUGGUGGACCAAUCCAUUCCGUCUUCACAAAGAAUCAGAAACUCUUCAUAGUGUUUAUGGCGUCGUGGGCUGGGUUCUUUUCUCCUGUAUCCGGCCAGAUCUAUUUCCCUGCUCUGAAUGCAUUAGCGAGCGAUUUGCAUGUUUCCAAUUCAUUGAUUAACUUGACCUUGACGUCUUACAUGAUAUUCCAAGGCCUUGCGCCUACGUUUGUUGGAGAUCUUGCUGAUGCUGCUGGUCGGCGUCCCGCAUAUGCCGUUUGUUUUACUAUAUACAUCCUCGCCAAUAUUGGGCUUGCACUUCAGAACAGUUAUGCGGCGUUAUUUGUCUUGCGCUGUUUUCAGAGCUCGGGUUCUAGCGCCACUAUAGCAAUGUGCAGCGCCGUUGUCUCCGACGUUGCCACUGCGGCAGAAAGAGGCAGGUAUAUGGGCUUUACCCUCGCGGGAUCUCUGCUUGGUCCAGCUAUAGGCCCCGUCGUGGGAGGUGUUCUCGCCCAAUUCUUGGGGUGGAGGGCCAUAUUCUGGUUCCUGAUGAUCAUGGGCUCCGCUUUCAUGGUUGUCUUCGCCAUUUUCUUCCCAGAGACCGCUCGGACUCAGGUCGGCAACGGUUCCAUCCCACCGAAAGGCUGGAAUAUGUCUUUGAUGAAUUACCUGGCAGUACGCAAAGCUCGAAAGCUGCAUCCUCAGGAUCAGAUGUCGUCAAAGACCGAUCGGCCGCAAACCGAAACCCGGCCAAAAAAGAAGUUUCGUUUCCCCAAUCCACUGCGGUCUCUUCAUAUCAUCAUGGACAAGGAGAACGCCCUGCUUCUUUUCUAUAACGCUUUCCUGUUUGCAGCUUUUUACGACGUCACAGCCACCUUACCUUCGCAACUCCAUGCGAUUUUCGGAUUCAACGAACUGCAGAUCGGCCUGUGCUUCAUUCCUUUCGGCUGUGGAUCUCUAUGUGCUGCCCUGACGAAUGGACAGCUCUUGGACCGCAACUUUGCCCGUUGGUGCAAGAAGCUUGGAGUGAAGAUCCGCAAGGGGAGAAACCAGGACCUCAGCAAUUUCCCGAUCGAAAAGGUGAGGUUGCAGAUCGCCAUUCCUGCCGCCUAUCUCACCUCCAUGUUUGUCCUUGCCUUUGGCUGGAUCUUGCAUGCCAAUGGCCCUCUCCCGGCCUUACUCGUCGUCCUCUUCUUCACCAGCUACAGCAUGUCGAUUGCGUUCAACGUCACGAGCACGCUAUUGGUUGAUUUCUAUCCCAAAGCCCCUGCCACGGCCACGGCGGCGAACAAUCUCGUCAGAUGCGGCCUAGGGGCAGGCGCCACUGCGGCCGUGAUCCCCAUGAUCGACGCGUGGGGGAGAGGCUGGACCUUUACAUUUUUGACUUUGGGUCUGGUUACGACGUCGCCGAUGCUUUGGGCGGUGUAUUUCUGGGGCAUGAAAUGGCGAACGGAGAGAAAUCAGCGGGAGACGAGGGCGAGACAGCUGAAAGAGGAAAAGCUGAAUCAGGAGAGCUCGGGCGAGAAUGGACGUGUUGCGGAAGACAACGACAAGCCGCCUGUCGAAGGAGGGAUGGUCGAGAUGGCAGCAGUGGCCGAGAAGGACCAUGAGGAGGCGUUCAAGGACACGUCCAAGGUACGGAGUGAUGAAGACAAGGACCAGGACCAGGAUCUUGACGAAGUUACGAGUCGGGAAGAGCAGGAUGUGACGCUAUCGAGGUCGUUCUCAUAUGAGUCUGGGUACUAA
Messenger RNA from Fonsecaea multimorphosa CBS 102226, 1977 nucleotides. RefSeq lists its product as uncharacterized. Gene Ontology annotation, molecular function: transmembrane transporter activity. The transcript has 4 exons. The record is from RefSeq and is a predicted model, not a curated record. Gene Ontology annotation, biological process: transmembrane transport. Bases 1 to 1977 code for a protein of 658 amino acids. NCBI's taxonomy places the organism in Eukaryota, Fungi, Ascomycota, Eurotiomycetes, Chaetothyriales, Herpotrichiellaceae.